This is a messenger RNA of Oncorhynchus keta (chum salmon), 842 nucleotides long. RefSeq names its product acyl-CoA thioesterase 13 (gene acot13). The record is from RefSeq and is a predicted model, not a curated record. The transcript has 3 exons. Lineage: Eukaryota; Metazoa; Chordata; Actinopteri; Salmoniformes; Salmonidae. The coding region runs from base 85 to 510 and encodes 141 amino acids. Gene Ontology annotation, molecular function: fatty acyl-CoA hydrolase activity.
GGAAGAUUUAGCUAACAGAACAGUUUCCUGUUUGGAGGGAAAUCUACUUUUAUCAAGUUGACAUUGAACAGUCAGCAUUAAAACAUGGUUUCUCUGUCUUUAAACUCGUUAAAAACAAUUAUGCGGGCGAUGGUGGACAGUCCGGGGUUUGAUCGAGUUUUAAGUAAGGUGGACAUUGUAACAGCCAGCCCAGGGAAAGUGGUGUGUGAGUUUAAAGUGGAAGAGGAGCACACAAACCGAGGGGGCACCCUUCACGGGGGUCUGACAGCAACACUGGUCGACGUCAUCUCCACCACUGCCAUCAUGUACACGGAACGGGGAGCACCCGGUGUCAGCGUGGACAUGAACAUCACGUACAUGAAUGCUGCCAAGAUGGGCGAGGACGUGCUGAUCACAGCCACAGUGUUGAAGCAAGGACGGACCCUGGCAUUCGCUACUGUCGACCUCACGAGCAAAGCCUCUGGGAAACUCCUCGCACAAGGAAGACACACAAAGCACCUUGGGAGCUAGAUCAGCUGCUCUGUCUUGCCCCUGUACACUGGUCUUGGGUCAGUUUAGCACCCCCCCCCCACUAAUGGUUAAGAUUUGGGGGGCUGAUCCUAGAUCUGUACCCCCCCCCCGUCAGCAAAUUGUGAAUGAUCAUACUGCUGCUGUGAUGCUGUCCAGUCUGUGGGGUGAAGAAACGUCACUAUUGUGAAACUGUGUCAGUAAAUUGUUCUUUACCCCACAACAGACUUGCUAAAUAAUCAUUAUUUUUCUGCAUGUCAUUCUGCUGUAAAUAUAUCCACUGUGUUCACACACACACACAAAUAAAACGCACCAGGAAAUAUGGUCAAAUGUUA